AUGUUAACUAUUAAAACAUAAUUGAUUUAUAAAUAUAAAUAAUUAUUGAGUGCUUUGUAAUUUUUACAAAUAUUUUCACAAAAAAGAUGGACGUGUUACUAGAGAAACCAAUUAAAACUGAGCCCCUUGAAUAUUCCAUAGAAGAAAUUGAAGAUGACGAAAUUUCUGUCAAACAAGAACUAAAUGAUAAUGAUGAAACAUUUCCCGAACAAUCUACACAACCUGCAUCCACAAUCAAACAAGAACCAACCGAGAAUCAUUUACCAAAACCUUUUACAUGUGACAUUUGUCACAAAGUAUUCGCAAAACUAAAAAACCUCAAAAUCCACGAAGUCAUUCACAGUGGUCUCAAAAAUUUCAAAUGCACAAUCUGCGACAAAGCAUUUUCCCAAUCUGCAAACCUAACAGUCCACCUCAGGAUCCACAGAGGCGACAAGCGUUAUGUAUGCAAAACCUGCAACAAAGGCUUCACCCUCCGAGCAACCUUAAAAAAGCACACUCUGGUUCACACCGGAGAACGUCCUUUCAAAUGUGGUUUAUGUGAGAAGGCUUUCAUAGACAACUCGACCCUAAGGAAACAUGUCCGUAUCCACUCAGGAGACCGUCCUUAUAAAUGUGAUAUUUGCGGCAAGGCCUUUACUCAAAAUGUGACUCUGAGGAUGCAUUUGCGUACUCAUAGUGCUCCUUCAAAAUGUGAUAUUUGUAAUGAGACUUUUAGUGAUAUUGAUGUUUAUAAAAGACACAUGGAUACACAUGCUGAAAAGUAUCCCCAUAAAUGUGGUGUGUGCUUUAAAGUGUAUAUGCGGAGUGAUGUUUUGAAAAGACACAUGAAAAUGCACAGAUAAUAAAGUGAGAUAUAUAGAAUUAAUAUUGUGAAUGACAUUAUGUAUAAAAUGAUAGUUUGUGUAAGAAGUGAAACUUCGUAAUGUGGUAAUAAAAAUAAGAAGAAAUUUGAUUUUUGUUUGUGUAGUUGUGUUUGUAUAGCAUUUUACAUAUAAUGGAAGUAAAAUUUGUUAAAAAGUACAAAAGGUAUUUAUUGUAUAAGA
Ctenocephalides felis (cat flea) is the source of this 1046-nucleotide messenger RNA. RefSeq names its product zinc finger protein 239-like. Gene Ontology annotation, molecular function: DNA-binding transcription factor activity, RNA polymerase II-specific; RNA polymerase II cis-regulatory region sequence-specific DNA binding. NCBI's taxonomy places the organism in Eukaryota, Metazoa, Arthropoda, Insecta, Siphonaptera, Pulicidae. The record is from RefSeq and is a predicted model, not a curated record. The transcript has a single exon. The coding region runs from base 87 to 845 and encodes 252 amino acids. Gene Ontology annotation, cellular component: nucleus. Gene Ontology annotation, biological process: regulation of transcription by RNA polymerase II.